Messenger RNA from Xenia sp. Carnegie-2017, 10977 nucleotides. RefSeq lists its product as uncharacterized. Gene Ontology annotation, biological process: detection of mechanical stimulus. Gene Ontology annotation, molecular function: calcium ion binding; calcium channel activity; protein binding. NCBI's taxonomy places the organism in Eukaryota, Metazoa, Cnidaria, Anthozoa, Malacalcyonacea, Xeniidae. The record is from RefSeq and is a predicted model, not a curated record. The transcript is spliced from 39 exons. The coding region runs from base 287 to 10552 and encodes 3421 amino acids. Gene Ontology annotation, cellular component: membrane.
UCAUUAACACAUUUGCUGGAAGAUUUUUCUUUGUCGAACGUGGUGUAUAAACAUCAUUCUUGAUCACGAAAAAGUUGUAGAAAUAUCGACUUUUUACCGUAUAGUCAACAUUAAAGUUGAUCAUUAACACAUUUGCUGGGAGAUUUUUCUUCGUUGAACAUUGUGUAUAAACAUCAUUCUUGAUGAUGAAAAAGUUGUAGAAAUUGUAUCGACUUUUUACCGUAUAACCAACAUUAAAGUGUGAAUUAAAGACGUAUUAAGAAGCCUAGAAAGUAUUAAACUAUUGAUGUUUAAAGGAACGUUUUGGAAAGCAAUGGACGAAAGAUCUUUUAGAAGUGUUUCGCUUGUUUCACUGCUGUUUUUGGUGUCGACUUUCAAACGUGCCGACAGCAAUGAAGUGCUGUUCUUGGGAUGUUUUAAACCAAACUCGAGUGAUUGUUUUAACACAACUGCUGGUGAUUACGUGCCUUCUAUAUCUAUUGAUGUAAAUAAAUGCAUUGGCGCAUGCUCAGACCUUAAUCAGGGCCAAAAGCUUGCUGGGAUAUCAAAUGGCGUGUGCGUCUGCAGUCGAAGUACUGACUUUUGCGGCACGAAAGUGAAUAAUGCUCAAUGUUCUUAUCCAGCAAGUGAAUCAUUGUAUUAUAAAGUCUAUCGUGUCAAUAAUUUACCAACUCUGACCGUACCAAAGGUUGUCUCCACGUUCAGUUUGUUUGAAUUGAGUAUGAAUCCUCUUGUUCUCAACUGUUUAUACACGUUGGAUUAUGGUGACAGCGUGACAACUUUACCGUCAUCUUUCACUGGGAAAACAACACAUUGGUAUGCGACUUCCGGAAACUUCAAGAUCACGUUAUCUUCUCAAUGCUUGGCAAAGAGCGUGUCAACUAUGAUCAAGGUCGUCGAAGAAGAGUUAUCCAAUGUUAGUCUUCAUUGUCCCGAGAUUCUUGAAGCGUACGAUGACAGUUCGUCAUGCAUGUUGACUGUGCUCAAAGGUUCUAACCUUCGUGUAGUGGAUCUAAACAAUGCAAAUUCAAAUUAUUUACUUCCUGAUACCGUUGUCGAGUCGAUUGGUAUAUUGAAGUCUGACUCGUUAAACAAACUUUUUGUUCUUCAAGAGGGGACGUACUUUAUGCCUUACUUGUCUGUGAUAAACGAUGGUUAUAUACAGUCAGUGCAGUAUGGUAUUUAUACCAAUGGGACUGUUACUGUUCAGGUUUGGUCUCCUCGCUGUUUGUCGGGUACAAAAGCUUGUCGUGGUGAAUGUGUUCCAUCGACUGAGAUUUGCAGUGGUAUUUUGUUGACAGAACAACAGAUGAAAUCCAAAUAUUGUUGUCUAAAAUCUAAUGUGGAAGUCAAUUAUACUGAAUACAUUGUCAGUGAAGAAUUUCAGGUUGAUGCAAAUAUCAAUCUUCAUGUCUAUAAACUCCCGUAUCCUGUCCAAGUUCGUCGUGGUGACGUCAUUGCUCUGCACUUCAGCAAUAUAACAACGGUCAGCGGUGUCGAUAUGGCAGGCUCUGGUCUUCGUAUAUUUUGUGGGCAGAAAUUCAAAAGAAAUCAAAGUGUGAAGAUCACGAAUGCCACCCAACGCUUUAACAGCUCUCUUAUUUGGUUUCGUGUUCAUGUAAUGUCUGGUGUCGUUUUUCAAAUGCCAAUUAUCGCAAGAAAAUUUAAUGUGAUUUUUAAUCUUAACGUUUCUGCUGUUUCGACAUUCGCUCUUGUCAGUCAAACUAUUCUUGUUCAGGAACGCAUUACCGGAUUGCAAAUAUUCUCGCCUCUCGCUAAUGUAUACUAUCCGACAAUGGAAAAUUUAACAUUUUCCUUUAACGUAUCAAAUGGCACCAACGUCACCUACAUCGUCGACUUCGGUGACGAUGGUGGAUUGACAGAAACCUCUUUAACACAAUUAAAACAUAGAUACCAUUUGAGAGGACAGUACGCCUUAAACAUCACUGCGUACAAUAUGAUCAACAAGGUAAACGCUAGCCAUGUUGUUGCCGUGGUUGUGCCCGUCAAGAACCUUACAUUUCUCCAGAAUCCAGCUGAAAACCCAGGCGAAGUUGGUGUAUUAUACACCAUACGAUUUUUUCUUGAAUCUGGUGAUCAGUCACGUAUAAACAUCAAGUUUGGCAAUAAUCACAGUUCUUUUUUCUCGUGUGGUAACGUGACGAAUGAGAUUUUUCAAGCCAACGUGACGUACAACGUUUCAGGAACAUAUAACAUCACUAUCACGGCCUUUGGCCUCGUCGAGAGGAGAAAACUUAACAUAUCAUCUUCAGUGAAGAUUCUCCAACGUAUUGCUGGCUUAACUUUAUAUCAAGUUGAUUCAAACGCUAAGAUACGACCAAUUUUUGAAAGUGGAUUAAUCGAAAAUGAAUUUUUCGGCCAGCGUCUUACGCUUUUUACUAAUGUGAGUGCAGGUUCUGACGUAGAAUACACUUGGGAAAUAAAAACGGACGGUGAAACGAAUGAUGACGUACAUAAAACCAUAAAUGGUAGUAUUAUGAAUUUUACUCCAGACACUGGUGGAUUGUGGGAAGUUAUUGUCACUGCAAACAACGAUCUAAACAACGAAUCUGCCAGCGUAAAUUUUACAAUAUCGUACAAUUGUGAAACUGCUGCCUUCUACGAUCCAAGUAAAUCAUUUCUGUCUACUUUUGAGAAUGAAAUUCGUAACAGCGUGAACACUAGUAGUAGCGACAUCAUGAAUCUCGAAUUUGACCUAUAUCCUGAUGAAAAUCCUGGAGAAGUUAGCCUACCGUACACUGUACAAUUUUUUGUUGAAUCCGGUGAUAAAUCUUUUAUAAACAUUGAAUUUGGCAAUGAUAAGAGUGCGUUGUUCUCAUGUGGUAAAUCGACGAAGAAGAUCUUUAACGCAACUGUGACGUACAACGUUACAGGAACAUAUAACAUCACUAUCACGGCCUUUGGCCUCGUCGAGAGGAGAAAACUUAACAUAUCAUCUUCAGUAAAGAUUCUCCAACGUAUUGCUGGCUUAACUUUAUAUCAAGUUGAUUCAAACGCUAAGAUACGACCAAUUUUUGAAAGUGGAUUAAUCGAAAAUGACUAUUUCGGCAAGCGUCUGACGUUUUCUGCUAAUGUGAGUGCAGGUUCUGACGUAGACUACACGUGGGAAAUAAAGACGGACGGUGAAACGAAUGAUGACGUACGUAAAACCAUAAAUGGUAGUAUUAUGAAUUUUACUCCAGACACUGGUGGAUUGUGGGAAGUUAUUGUCACUGCAAACAAUGAUCUAAACAACGAAUCAGCCAGCGUAAAUUUUACAAUAUCGUACAAUUGUGAAACUGCUGCCUUCUAUGAUCCAAGUAAAUCAUUUCUGUCUAUUUUUGAGAAUGAAAUUCGUAACAGCGUGAACACUAGUAGUAGCGACAUCAUGAAUCUCACAUUUAACCUAUCUCCUGAUGAAAAUCCUGGAGAAGUUGGCCUACCGUACACCGUACAAUUUUCUAUUGAAUCUGGUGAUAAAUCUUUUAUAAACAUUGAAUUUGGCAAUGAUAAGAGUGCGUUGUUCUCAUGUGGUAAAUCGCCGAAUAAGAUCUUUAACGCAACUGUGACAUACAACGUUACAGGAACAUAUAACAUCACUAUCACGGCUCUUGGCCUCGUUGAAAGGAGAAAACUCCACAAAUCAUCUUCAGUAAAGAUUCUUCAACGUAUUGUUAACUUAACUUUGCAUCUAGAUGAUUCAAAUGGAUUAAUCGGAAAUGACUAUUUCGGCAAGCGUCUGACGUUUUUUACUUAUGUGAGUGCAGGUUCUGACGUAGAAUACACUUGGGAAAUAAAAACGGACGGUGAAACGAAUGAUGACGUACGUAAAACCAUAAAUGGAAGUAUUAUGAAUUUAACUCCAGACACUGGUGGAUUAUGGGAAAUUAUUGUCACUGCAAACAAUGAUCUAAACAACGAAUCUGCCAGCGUAAAUUUUACAAUAUCGUACAAUUGUGAAACUGCUGCAUUCUAUGAUCCAAGUAAAUCAUUUCUGUCUAUUUUUGAGAAUGAAAUUCGUAACAGCGUGAACAUUAGUAGUAGCGACAUCAUGAAUCUCAAAUUUAACCUAUCUCCUGAUGAAAAUCCUGGAGAAGUUAGCCUACCGUACACUGUACAAUUUUUUUUUGUACCCGGUGAUAAAUCUUUUAUAAACAUUGAAUUUGGCAAUGAUAAGAGUGCGUUGUUCUCAUGUGGUAAAUCGACGACGAAGAUCUUUAACGCAACUGUGACAUACAACGUUACAGGAACAUAUAACAUCACUAUCACGGCCUUUUUCCUCGUUGAAAGAAGAAAACUCCGCAAAUCAUCUUCAGUAAAGAUUCUUCAACGUAUUGUCAACUUAAAUUUGCAUCUAGAUGAUUCAAAUGGAUUAAUCGGAAAUGACUAUUUCGGCAAGCGUCUGACGUUUUCUGCUAAUGUGAAUGCAGGUUCUGACGUAGACUACACUUGGGAAAUAAAGACGGACGGUGAAACGAAUGAUGACGUACAUAAAACCAUAAAUGGUAAUAUUAUGAAUUUUACUCCAGACACUGGUGGAUUAUGGGAAAUUAUUGUCACUGCAAACAAUGAUCUAAACAACGAAUCUGCCAGCGUAAAUUUUACAAUACCGCACAAUUGUGAGUCUGCUAUUGAAAUCUAUGAUCAACGAGAGAAAGAUGAACCCUUCGUUACAACAUACGGCCACGAUAUUCGUAUCAAUGCUGUCGAAUAUCUUAGAAAUACGUCAUGUAAAAAGGAACAAAAAAGUGCUGAUUGUUGGACCUACCACUGGAGCGUGUAUGAAGAAGAUAAAAGAAUUAAUUUAUCGUUCCCUAACAAUUCAUUUCUUUUCAUCAAAAAACGCACAUUCAAUCCAGGUUCAUAUAGAGUUCAGGUAAACGCCUUCUGCAAUGAAACUGGUCGCAGAGAGAAUACAAGUGUGGACAAAACAUACAUAAAAAUUGAAGCGAGCAAUCCUGUUGCUAUUAUUGAUGGUGGAUCUCGCCGUGAUGUGGUAGAGCGAAGUAAUAAAUUGAUCAUAAAUGCAAGCAAAUCUUAUGACCCAGAUGACAAAACUUUCGAUUCAUCUAAUCUUGUAUUUCGUUGGCAAUGCGUGGCUAAUUGUUCUAAUAUUAGUUGGCAGAAUGUUAGCUCCAUUGUCACAGUAAAUGUGAGUUUGUUAAAGGUGGGCGAUCGUUUUGAGUUUUCCGUCAACGUUUCCCUUCGUGAGAAAUGUACGUACGUUACGCAGAAGAUUCGCAUUGUCGCAAAUGGUUCUCUUGUCACAAAAAUUAUUUGUCGAGUAAAUUGCUUGGCUCGUGUUACCCUCACAAGUAGACUGUCUCUUCAAGGACAAUGUGAAGCAUGUUUACCCACAAAAGAAAUUAUCUACAAGUGGAAAUUAUUUUAUAAAAAUGGUUCAGUGGCGAACGUAUCGGCUGUUUUAGAUAGACAGAACUUAAUUAUAUCUGCUUAUACUCUUGAACCAAAAACUUUCUAUCGUGUUGAACUUAGAGUUAAGAGCGAGAAUUUAACCGAAACGCUGUCUGUUUAUAAAUUUGAAACAGUUGGUCAUCUUUCUGGUGGUACAUGUAACGUGAGUCCUGACAAAGGCGAAGCUGCUAGAACAGAAUUUCACGUCGAAUGCGAGAAAUGGAAAAGUGAAUAUCCUCCUCUGACCUACAGUGUACGCUACAUCCCGCCAUUUGAAGCAAAGGAUAGCGAGGGUGAUCAGUUGAUAUUAUGGUACACUGGUGAACAACAGAAAUCCUCACAAAGUCAACUUCCUGCUGGAGAAAAGAACGGCAGCAUUGCAAUUGAAGUCGAAAUAACAAGUGCACUGGGAGAAUAUACAAAACUAACGCUACAUGUUGUGGUCAAUCCUGUAAAUUCUACUUCGGAAUCAUUGGAUAAUGUAGUAGAGAAUAUAAAUGAGCUCAGCGAAGAUUAUCCAGGAGAAAUUACACAACAAAUCAUAAUCUACUCUCAAGUUCUGAACCACAACCAAGAUUCCUUUAAAGAAGAUCCAAAGAAGAUCCGGAGGGCAUUUAUCAAGAAUCUGAAGAAAGUUGAAACGAAUACACUUCCAUCAAUUCAACAAACAUCUGACGCACUAAAGUUGGCUGCUUAUGACGAGACACAAGUUGUUCAUGAUACACAGGUGUUUGCCGCUGAAAGACUUCAAACCAUGUCGGACAGUUUUUUGAACAUCUCCACGGAUCGAGGGACACAAUCAGGAGAUGAAGUUGACAAAACUGGAACAAUAUUGUUAUCUGCAGUAACCAAGAUAUUAAACGCGUCUCUUUUCAGUGGAAAGGACACGACCAAAGAAAAUGCACCUGAUGACAUCAAAGAAAAUUUUUAUGGUGUACUAUCUAGAAAAGGAAAAUCCUUAGAAAAGAUUGCGGAAGAAACGAAAAAAGUCGUUGAACGUUUGGACAAGACAAUGCAGACCAUCACGAAAGCCAUGGCAAGUUUGAAGUUGUUUAGAGAACAGUCCACCAACAUCAGUACACCAUUGGUCGAUGUUAAGAUAAGCAAGGAUUUUGACCUGAAACAAGAACGCAUUGUGCAAAAGGCUUUUAGUAAUGAUAACGACAAACGGCGCAGUCCUUCUGUUUCUCUUCAGAAAGAUGCUUUACCUUUUUUAAGUCAUAAUGGUAGUAAUGAUAUUUUUCUUGAGUUAAUGUCUUUCAAAGAGAAUCCGUAUAUUUCGGACGUCAGGAAUGCAUAUUUUAUUCAACCGGAAGUAUUUUCUAUCAAAUUUCGACGAAGAAAUGGUAACGAGGUUGUCCUGGAGAACCUAUCACAAGACAUUGAAAUCAUUUUGCCGAAAAGUUUAAAUGCAUCGGAUUUAUUCAUGAACAGAUCAUCAGAAGAUUCAAAUAUCUAUAUUUGUAAUAUUCGAGUGAAUGAAGACCAUUUUGAAGAACAAAUCUUGAUCGAGAUACAAAUACAGGAAGAAAAAUACAAGAGAGCACAGUUUCUCGUUAAAUAUGGGAAAAAAGUUUCGCCGAAAACAAAAGAUUUUAAGUAUUUUCUAUGGAAAAAUGCGAGUUAUGAAGAUAGCCAUAUCGAUGUUGUACGAAAUGUUAUCAUUCUUCGAGAUUCUACUCGACUUAAACAAGCAAAGGGUGUCGUGUCGAUUGGUCUGUUGCCUUGUCCUGACAAAGGUGAUGGACCAACGAAAAAGCCUUGUGAUUUGAACGCGGAGACUUUCAAAGCCGUCGUACAGUUGAAGUCAUGUAGGUUUUGGAAUAACUCAAAUUGGAUGACAAAAGGUUGUCGUCUUAGCAACGUAUCAAAUUCUCUUCAAACGAAAUGCCUCUGCAACCAUCUUACAUCGUUCAGUUCUUACAUCGUCUCACCGAAUCCAUUAACAAGAUUUUCAAUCGACGACUUCAAAAGAGGUUAUGCUUCAUUUGUCGCUGUUUCCCUUAUUUUUACCUUUUACAUUUUUCUUUUCAUUUGGGCAAGACGUGCAGAUGGUUUUGAUUCAGUUAAGACGAGUAUUUGCCCCUUGCAAGACAAUUCUCCACAUCACAGAUAUCGCUACGAGAUUGCAUUGUGGACGGGCAUGCGCAGAAAUGCGGGUACAAAAUCUAAAGUUACCGUAAUUUUGUCUGGCGAUGAAGGUGAUACUCGGCCAAGGUGCCUUACGAACCCGCAAAACCCGAUGUUUCACCGGGGCAGCUUGGAAAAAUUUCUCCUUAGGACGUCACAGGAUUUGGGUGACCUGUAUUGUAUCCGUAUUUGGCAUGAUAACAGCCAUGGAUCUUGGUUCUUGAGUAGAGUGAUGGUCACAGAUCUACAGAACAAUAAACGAUACUAUUUUAUCUGUGAUAGAUGGUUUGCCGUCGAUGAAGAUGACGGUCAGAUCGAAAGAUUGCUUCCCGUUGCAAGCCAAGAGGAACUUAUUGACUUUUAUCGUUUGUUUUACUCCAAGACAAAGCGCGGUCUGAACGAUACACAUCUCUGGUUCUCUGUGCUUAAUCGCCCUCCGCAAAGUAAAUUUACUCGCGUUCAAAGAUUAUCUUGUUGUGUUUGUCUUAUAAUGACUUCCAUGGUUGUAAGUGCUAUGUUUUACGAUAGAGAAGGUGAACCGACACCAGACUCAACGAAUUAUAUUGGUUCUUAUUCGUUUACUUGGACUGAGAUGUACGUUGGUAUCGUCAGUGCCCUGAUAGUCGUUCCUAUCAAUCUCAUCAUAUUAAAUAUAUUUCGAAAUGUUCGACCGAAAGUCCUCAACUCAAAAACAUCCAUUGAAAGCGGUGAGAUCGUUCCUAAUCGCGAGAGUUUUGAAACGACGGGUACACCGGGAUCGUUUAAAGCAAUUUCCCCCGAAAACUCCUACGACUCAAGUCUUCACCAAUUCAAAACCGGACUACUAAAAGAAGAAAGCAAUAAUUUAUCUUGCUGGGCAAGAUUUAAGAAUAUAUUUCCUUCAAGUUAUCCUCAUUGGUUUGUCUAUGUUGGUUGGGCAAUUUUGGUUGUCGUAACCUUAGGUUCGGCAACCGUUAUUAUUCUGUAUGGAAUGCAGUUUGGAAACGGCAAAUCAUUAAAAUGGCUUUUAUCCAUUUUUAUCUCGAUUUUUCAAGAUAUAUUUGUUACACAACCUUUAAAAGUGUUGAUUUUUGCCCUUGGCUUUGCCUUGAUCGUGAAAAAACCUGAUGAAGGGGAGUUUGAGUCGAACUCUUACCAUGAAAAAGAAGAUGAUAAAACACCAGAAGAUACAUUGAAAUUUAAUGAUAACGACUCUAGUAAAACGACAUUUCAAAUUGAAAGUGAACGUCCUAUCAAAGCUGGGUUGCAUGGAAGCUCCAGUCUGCCUUCAAGACCCUCGGACCAUCAACUCGCCAUUAUGCGCAAAGCAAAAAUGAAAGAAAGAAAGAUGUUCUUCCUGCUUCAAGAAAUCACUGUACAUUUGAUUUUUACUGUCAUUGUUGUAUUGGUCACAUACGGACAUAAAGAUACCAGAUCCUUUCAACUUUAUCAACAGAUCGACAAAUUAAGCUCGAAGACAAACAAGGUACACAACAUUCGCGAGUUUUGGAAUUGGACACGCAACAUUCUUCUACCAAAAGCGUUCCCCGAGAAACUGUACAACGACGAAUAUGUUCCAAGAGCUGGUUUUAUGAUUGAUGGAUAUAAUAACAUUAUUUCUAGAGCAAGAUUGCGCCUUCUUCGUGUGAAAAAUGAAUCAUGUCAGGUUCCUGAUGAUAUGAAAAGGACGAUCGAUGUUUGUUUUGAGCAUUACUCGAUCUUUCAUCAAGAUGAAAACUGCUAUAAGAAAAACUGGAGGAAGGUUCGCGGUGAUAUUGAUUCAUCGUGGUGUUUCAAGAACAGGAAAAAACUCCAUGGUUAUCCAACAUGGGGGACCUUCGAAACCUAUGCUGGUAGUGGGUUUGUGAAAAGAUUAAUUCCCGGAAGAGACAUCAACAGCACAUUUAAUGAAUUAGAAGAAGACGACUGGUUGGAUCGACAAACUCGUGCAGUAUUUAUUGAAAUGACGACCUACAACGCAAACGUGAAUCUCUACACCGUCAUCUCUCUUCUAUUCGAGUUUCCUGAACUUGGAGGAGUUCAUUAUCGACGUCUUAUCGUGCCCGUGCGUUUAAAACUUUAUGUGGGCGGUUUUGCUUUCUUCGUUUUUGCUUGUGAAAUAAUCUUUACACUCUUUAUACUUGCGUACACGUACCAAGCAAUAAGGAAAUGUUAUCGAAAAAGAUUGGGAUAUUUUCUUAACUUUUGGAAUAUCAUUGACUUUCUUGUUCUUAUCAGCUCGUGUGCAGCUAUAGCAGUGUACAUUUAUCGCAUUCAUUUGACGACAGAUCUCAUGAGACAGGUGAAACAACGACAAGGACACUUCGUCAACUUUCAGUCCGUCACGUUUUGGAAUGAGUUGUUAAACAUUUUCUUUGCCAUUGUCGUAACUUUGGUAACGGUGAAACUGACGAAACUUUUGCGUUUCAAUAUUCGCGUAUCGCUGUUCACUCAGACUCUCCAGGCAUCUAAACCGGCACUGGCUGGAUACUUUCUGCAGUUUGGAAUCGUAUUUUUUGCGUAUGUCAUAGUUGGCGUCCUCGUAUUUGGAUAUGACGUGUACCAAUUCAGGAAUAUUCCAUCGUCAAUGUUGUCUCUUGGUCGUGUUAUUUUGGGGAAGAAUCAAUUCAUGGAACUUAUUCAUACAGAUCGUUUCCUUGGGCCGUUGUUUUUCUUUACUUUUGUCCUCUUUGUUUCGUGGAUUUUGAUGACUAUGUUUGUGGCGAUAAUAAAUGAUUCUUAUCACGAUGUACGAGAUAAAACUUACGGAAAGAGUAACGAUUAUGAAGUUGUAGAUUUCUUUUUAGCUUGGUUGAAAUCGUGGUCUGGUUUUGGCUUGAAAAAGAAAACUCCUGCUAAUUCGAGGUGGCGCCAAAUUGGUCGCAAAGAGAAAUAUCUUUUCACUGAAGACGACAUUUUGCUGGAGAAGACUGCCGACUUAAUGAAGAAAUUUGAAUUAUCUGUCAAAUCACUUGAACAAUUAACUGAACGCUGGUCAAAAGAUCAUUUUGCAGAAAUUAUGAAAUAAGAAUCCAAUUAUUUUGACCUGAGCUGUAACAGAAUCAUUUCGCCCAGAUUUAUAGCCAGCAAGUGGAACUGAUUUGCUCUCAUUGAAAACAAAUUUAUCCGAAAGAACUUUAACAUAGUGUUCCACGUAUAGAUAUGCAUUUUUUAGUGAGUGCUUUUUGCUUAGUGAAAGCAGUAAUUUAUUAAUCGCAUUCCAGUGUUUUUAGAGUUCAGUACGUAAUGACGUCUGUUGUGUGACAGUGUUCUUGCACUGUGAAAUACAAAGCAUAAAUUUAAAGCACAAUUUUGAGAUAUAGGUUGUUGUCAAUUGCAAGAUUUCAGUGUAAAAUGAAACUUCCUAUAGUAUUAUUAUUCAUUCAAUAAAUUAAAAUCCCAAGGUUGAAUAUUUAUAGACCUUCAAAAUAAAGCUUUACAAUCUGUCUUGAA